AGCUCCUGAACACCUCGGACUGCAAUGUCAUAUCAGUUGACUGGCCAGCAGGGUCUGGAUGGUGGCUGCCCUCAUAUUAUACAGCCGUAUCACGCGUUCCGUAUGUAGGAAAGGACACUGCUUGGCUUCUCAGAGAACUUGUAGCUUAUAAGGGACUGAAUCUGAAAGAUGUGCAUUUGAUUGGCCAUUCUCUUGGGGCUCAUGUGUCUGGUCUCGCUUCUAAGCACUUCAAGACAAGAGUGGGGAGAAUUUCAGGCUUGGAUCCUGCUGGUCUGACAUUUCACAAUGUGUCUAAACAGCAGCGACUUGAUAAAUCAGAUGCAGAUUAUGUAGAUGUAAUUCAUACUAACGGUUGCUACACAUUCUGGAGACCAUGGACAGACUGCUACGGCAUCAAUGAGAAUUUAGGGCACAGUGAUUUCUGGCCAAAUGGAGGAGAGCAUCAGCCGGCCUGCAAAGGUGUGUCAGGUGACAUUGGUUGUGACCACGAACUGGCAUAUACCUACUAUCUAGAGAGCAUCAGUUAUGGCAUAGACGACACAUACUUCCUUGCUCGUAAUUGCUCAGCUUGGAAUCAGUAUGAAGAAGGAGAAUGUCCAUGCGGAGAUGAGGCUCAGUACAUGGGCUUUUUCGUUAAUCCAGCAGUGACCGGAGUAUUUUACCUGAACACCAGUGUCGCCCCUCCCUUUGCCAUGAGAGACAGUGUUUGCAGCCCUGGAAGCAAGACCAAUGAUAGCUCCAACAUCAUCAUCAUAGCUUCUUCCACAUCAGCUUCUGUUGUAGUUAUAGCUGUUGCUGGUGCUGUUGUAUUUGUUGUUAGGAGGCGGAAGCAGCAAGCUGACAGUGGCUUGUUAGUGGAAGAGGAGGGAGAGGAUUGUGAUGAUGCACUUCUGGAUGUAUAGCUUUUACCUCUUUAGCAAAUGGUACAUGUGGAAGAACAUUCCUAAACUUGCAGUUGUGAGAGUUAUCUGUUAUACAGAUAUGUUUAUUUUUCCAGGAAGAAAAUACUGUAAUGAAUGAGUAAAAAUGUUUUCAUGUAUCAGAGCCAAAGAUAGAUUCCUUUUAAGAGAAUUUGUGGCAAUCUAGGAUAUAAGAAAAAAGUUUUUGCCUCCGUGAAUAUUAGAUUUAAGUAAUGAAUUUUUAAAUAUGAUAAAAUCUACUUAAAUGACUUUUUAUGUACAAGUAACCUGAGUCAUUUUUGACAAUAGCAAUAAAUCUAUAUAAUAAUGUCAGGUUUAAUAGGUUUCUACUUUUUUAAACUUAUAAUGAUGAAGAUUCUCUUUGGUGAACCUCUUUUAGAUUUCUAGAUUUUUAUCAACAAUAUGAUCAACAGAAAAUACAUAUAUAUAUAUGCUAUAUGCUAGUAUAUAUUUAUAUAUGCACACACACAA
Molecule: messenger RNA, 1391 nt
Organism: Penaeus vannamei (Pacific white shrimp)
Lineage: Eukaryota; Metazoa; Arthropoda; Malacostraca; Decapoda; Penaeidae
Source: RefSeq, a predicted model, not a curated record